Molecule: messenger RNA, 1589 nt
Organism: Oryzias melastigma (Indian medaka)
Lineage: Eukaryota; Metazoa; Chordata; Actinopteri; Beloniformes; Adrianichthyidae
Gene: lmo2
Product: LIM domain only 2 (rhombotin-like 1)
Exons: 3
Coding region: 458-940 (160 amino acids)
Biological process (GO): positive regulation of transcription by RNA polymerase II
Cellular component (GO): nucleus
Molecular function (GO): DNA-binding transcription factor binding; transcription coactivator activity
Source: RefSeq, a predicted model, not a curated record
GCCAUCAGAGCGUUUCCCGUCUCGUUAGUGUCCGUCACGACUCCGCUCACGCCUGACGGAGCAGCCGGCGCGCAUUUCUGUCGCUUUAAGACCGAUUUCCCCCCAUUGUCAGGCGGUCGUGAACAGGAAGAAGAGCAGUCAGUCACCAAAAGGAAGGAGGGAGGGGGUCAUCCGCACGUUUGAGGCAGCCUCCCGGCCUGUGAGCGAAUCCGCGGAGUCCUCACCGUCCUCGGGGGGUCACCUGGGCGGCAUGGAGGUGCCAGAGCGCGCGCGAGCUCCAGGAAAUGAUGCCAUCCAUCGGCGCUCCGCGGACUAGAAGAAACGCGCGUUUUAUUUGAUUUCACUAACAUCUCGACUGAAGACAUCUCCGUGGAUCAGGUCGUGAAGGGGGGUUCUGACCGCCGGUAGAGGCAGGUGCAUUAGUGCGCACCGGGACGCCGCAGUACGCAUCUGGAGGAUGGCAUCCACCAUCGAGAGGAAGACGCUGGAGGCUAACGAGGAGCCGGUGGACGAGGUCCUCCAAAUGCCUCCUUCCCUGCUGACGUGUGGAGGCUGUCAGCAGAACAUCGGGGACAGGUUCUUCCUCAAAGCCAUUGAGCAAUACUGGCAUGAGGACUGCCUGAGCUGCGACCUGUGCGGCUGUCGUCUCGGUGAGGUGGGCCGUCGCCUCUACUACAAGCUUGGAAGAAAACUAUGCCGUCGAGAUUAUCUGAGGCUCUUUGGUCAGGACGGUCUGUGUGCUUCCUGUGAAAAGAGGAUCCGGGCGUUUGAGAUGACGAUGCGUGUGCGAGACAAGGUUUACCAUCUGGAGUGCUUCAAAUGCGCCGCCUGCCAGAAGCACUUCUGCGUGGGUGACCGCUACCUUCUCAUCAACUCGGACAUCGUCUGUGAGCAGGACAUCUUCGAGUGGACUAAGCUCAACAACAGCAAUAUGGUGUAGGAGGAUCUCUGACUGCUUUUUAGAAUCGACCAAUACCUGAUGGGCUUUGAACUAAACCUCUUUUUGCAGCCCGUUUGGGUUUUAUCGACUGCAAUAUAAUGUUUUUCCAUCCUGUGGAGUUACAGCACCAGCAAUAAGAAACUAUUCCUAAAUGCAAAAACUUUUUUUAAGGACUAAACAUUCUUAAAUAUGCAAAAUAUAGUUUCUCAAUUAAAAAAAACAACAAAACUUUGUUUUGAAGUUUUUUUUUUAUUAUUUUGUCAGACCUUCAAAUCUACAAGUGGAUCAAAAACUUUUCUGGACUGUAAUCUCUUAAGGAUUCCUUUGAACUAAAUGGAAUUUUGUUUAACAGUUUUAAGUAAAUCUAAUCAAACCAAACCUUGAUUCCGGAAUUAUUUAUUUGCCUCACGCCAUCUUUAUGUGAGUUUCAUUUUUUGCUUGUGCUUAUCAUUAAUAGUAAAUGUUUGAAGGACUCCAUGUGAAAUAUUCUACUCAAGUUGAAUCCUGAUAGACAACAGUUUGAUGCAGUGCUGCCCUCUAGUGGUGAGCGAAGUAAAUGCAGUCCCAAUCUCACUCCACCGGAUUGCUGUUUGUAUUGUAUAAAAAACCUUCCACAUAUUAAAAAAAGGUAUUUAUGAUAAAUUAAAAA